Molecule: messenger RNA, 1170 nt
Organism: Nematolebias whitei (Rio pearlfish)
Lineage: Eukaryota; Metazoa; Chordata; Actinopteri; Cyprinodontiformes; Rivulidae
Product: gamma-tubulin complex component 5
Exons: 7
Coding region: 1-1170 (389 amino acids)
Biological process (GO): cytoplasmic microtubule organization; spindle assembly; meiotic cell cycle
Cellular component (GO): gamma-tubulin complex; spindle pole; centrosome
Molecular function (GO): gamma-tubulin binding; microtubule minus-end binding
Source: RefSeq, a predicted model, not a curated record
AUGACCUUGUCUGCUGUUCUGGAGCGACUCGGUCCUCACUUGGCUCAGAUCAAAGUGCUGCACAAAGUUUUCUGCACAGGAGUGGCUGAAGUUCCACCUGCCACGCCGAAUGUUGUGCGGGCCUCUCACUUGCUCAACAUCCUCUACAAGGCUAUCAUAGAGUAUGACAGCGGUGGAGAAGCUUCAGAACAAACGGUGGCUCUGCUGUUUUCUUUAUGGACAGAAACAGUCAGGCCAUAUUUAGAAAUUGUGGAUGAGUGGAUUGUUCAUGGCCAUUUGUUUGACCCUGCCAAGGAGUUCAUCAUCCAAAGAAACAAGGAUGUCGCAGUAAACCACAGGGACUUCUGGUAUGCCACGUACACCCUGUACAGUGUGUCAGAGAUGGUGGACGAGGAGAAGAUGAACGAUGCAGCCAGUUGGAGCUCAGGAGGAGAGCAGAGCUCCAACAAGCAGCUCACCAUGGUGUCCUUCCUCAAACCUGUCUUAAAGCAGAUCAUCAUGGCCGGGAAGUCCAUGCAGUUGCUCAAAAAUCUGAAUUGUAUGGAGACUGAGAAAUCAGAGGAAUCCUCUAGAGAUGCAGAGCGGAAGAGUUUAUACACGCUAUUUCUGGAGUCGGUGCAGUCACGUCUCUGUAGCCAAGAAGAUAGUCCAACAGAUGCUGUGACUGAGGAGCAGGCAACCACCAGGAGUCUGAUAAAGAUGCAGUCCAUCAUGGCACAGCACCUGGAGACUGAUGACGUCCACGAUCCAUUAUUAGCCAUCAACUUUUCCAGGCUGUACUUGGAGCAGAGCGAUUUCCACGAACGUUUCUCUGGAAGCGACUUCAUCGUGGACCGCUCGUCUCAGUCAGUCACCUGCCAGACAUUUGAGCUCACCCUACGCUCCUGCCUCUACCCCCACAUCGAGAAGAGAUACAUUGAGUGCUGCGGGAACCUGAUGAAGACUUUGAAAAAAGACUACAAGCUGCUGGAAUACCUGCAGGCGAUGAGGAACUACUUUUUGUUGGAAGCUGGAGACACCAUGUACGACUUUUACACAGCCAUCUUUGAUAAGGUGCAGGAGAAGGAGAUCUGGCAGCAGCCCUCGUUUCUCAAUGUGCUGCUGCAGGAGGCAGUUGGACAUCGCCACCCGGAGGACAGCAGCCGGUUCCCUGGCCUGUUGAUGUUGUGA